UCAACAUCUUUCUUUGACUGUUAAAAACCUGUCAAAGCUUGAUAUCAAAAUUUUAUCUACUAAAUUACAAUACCUUUAUUCGGAAGAAUCGACAGCCACGGUGUGGAAUUGUAUUAAAUCGAAACGAAGUAAAUAUUUGGAAAUCACUUUAUGUCUAAGAAAGAAGGUAAAGGUGAUGGGGGAGGAGGAGCUAAAGCCCCAGACCCGAGCGCGUUUAUGAAGGAUUUCAUCGCAGGCGGUGUAUCUGCUGCAGUGUCAAAGACUGCGAUGGCGCCUAUGGAACGAGUCAAGCUAAUUCUACAAGUGCAACAUGUGUCUAAGCAGAUAUCAGAAGACAAACGAUAUAAAGGCAUUAUCGAUGCCUUUAUUCGUAUACCGAGAGAACAAGGCCUGGCGUCUCUAUGGCGAGGAAAUUUGGCCAACGUGAUUCGAUACUUCCCUACACAGGCUUUAAAUUUUGCCUUUAAGGAUGUCUACAAAAAGAUUUUUCUCGAGGGAGUUGAUAAAAAUGCUCAAUUUUGGAGAUAUUUCGCUGGUAAUUUGGCCUCUGGUGGUGCUGCUGGCGCAACGUCUCUGUGCUUUGUGUAUCCGUUAGAUUUCGCACGAACCAGGUUAGCAGCCGAUGUCGGCAAAGGAAAAGCGAAAGAAUUUAAUGGACUAGUUGACUGUUUGAUGAAAACCUUAAAAACAGAUGGACCUUUGGGCUGGUACAGAGGAUUUAUAGUGUCAGUUCAGGGUAUUAUAAUUUACCGAGCGACUUACUUUGGAUUAUACGACACUGCGCGAGGAAUGAUCGAUACGAAAAAUACUUCACUAUUUUUAACCUGGUUACUUGCACAGACUGUAACGACGAUCGCCGGCAUCGCAUCGUAUCCUCUGGACACGGUGAGGCGGCGAAUGAUGAUGCAGUCUGGACGACCGGUACAUGAACGCAUUUAUAAAAAUACCCUACAUUGCUGGGCAGUCAUUCUUAAAACAGAAGGACCUGGUGCAUUCUUCAAAGGCGCUUUUUCAAACGUCCUUAGAGGUACGGGUGGAGCGUUCGUCUUAGUGCUGUAUGAUGAAAUCAAGAAACUGCUCUGAAUUUGACAGCUCGAAAAGCUGGAGGGCUCGUUUGGAUGGACAAACAUUACCUAAAUACAUUUGAAUACCUAAUUUUUUUAUUAGUGUAUUUAAAGCAAACGUUUGUAGUGAAUGCUGGAUUAAUAUUUAAUAAAUUAUAUUCCAUUUUA
Messenger RNA from Maniola jurtina (meadow brown), 1232 nucleotides. RefSeq names its product ADP,ATP carrier protein-like. The transcript is spliced from 4 exons. Gene Ontology annotation, biological process: mitochondrial ADP transmembrane transport; mitochondrial ATP transmembrane transport. Gene Ontology annotation, cellular component: mitochondrial inner membrane. Gene Ontology annotation, molecular function: ATP:ADP antiporter activity. The record is from RefSeq and is a predicted model, not a curated record. NCBI's taxonomy places the organism in Eukaryota, Metazoa, Arthropoda, Insecta, Lepidoptera, Nymphalidae. Bases 151 to 1083 code for a protein of 310 amino acids.